GAGGGGCCAUCUCCAUAUCUAAGUGUUACUUAGGCUUUGGGAGGUGGGGGUCUUCAUGCACCUGCCUGGGCAUGAGUUUGAGGAAGCUGGGCCGUGCACUGCUUUGGGGUUAGAAGCUUGGGGUCAGUUGGCUGGGACAGGAGGGAGGAAGCCAAUAGUUCCUGUUGGGACAAAUUAAACUAUAGGCGCCUGGGAACUAGGCAUAUCAAGGCUCAUUAAAGAAGGCCCUUGCCGGAAUGGGGCCAGAAGGUAGAAAGAAGAGUGUUGGAGCAGCUCCUGUGGUCCAGGUUGGAGUUUGGAGGGCAUACAGGGCAUAUUUAGUGCCUUAAGAGGGACCCCUGUAGACUCUUUGGUGAUUGGCACCUCCAAGCCUGGUGACUAUCCUUAGGGGCAAUGGCAGAAAGGUGAUAUUGGCUGGGGACAGAUUGCCCACCAAAAGGCUGAAGAUGAAUUGGCAACUCCCUGUGUGGUGCCCUCCAGGGGGCCCCCUAAUCCAAAGGAGAAGACAGGCUCUCUCUGAUCCUAUCCCCUUUCUCCUUCAAGGGCCAGCCCCUGCCUCCUUGGCCCUCCAGCAUUGAGGCCCUCAGGCCCCAGCAGUUCCAGCUAGGGGAGGGCCUGAACUUGAAUAGGACUGGCAGCUCUGGGCCCCAAACCGGUUUUCCCACCUCACUAGGGCUGGCACAUCACCCCUGUGGUUCCCUCCCCCCACCUUUUUGCAGUUCUUCCUCUCCCCACCCUGGAAUGUUAAGGGGAUAUGGAUAUUCAGGUUAUCUUUGUCUCCUGUCCUGAGCAUGGUCCCUUCUAGAAAGACAAGGUCACUAUGUAUGACUUUAAAACAACUAGGUGGAGUGACUUUCACACUUGGCUUUCAACACGUCUGGCCCUUCUAGGCCUUGAAGACUUUGUAAGUGACAGCAACAAGUAGUUAGAAUUCUCCUUACCAUCAGCCCCACCCUCAGAAAGUCAUGAGGAAGCCCAGCCUAACUGCUGGCCUGCUCUAGAGUAAGGUAAGAGCAAGAACCUCCCCAGAUGCCCCUGGCAAUCUAACUCCCUGACCUCAAAUACCAACAAGGUAAAUCCCUUUCAUUUGUCUCCCGCCUACAAGAACACCUCUUUUGCUAGAACUGAGGUCAUCUCAUUAUUGAUAGCAUUGAUGUUAAUAGGGCUCUUUGCCACCUUCCAGGUGUUGUACUAAGCACUUUAGAUGCUAACAAAGUCCUUAUGAAGUAAGUAAAACCAUCAGAAAACAGGCACAGGGAGGUCCAGUAACGUGCCCAAAGCCACCCUGCUAAUCUGGUAGAAGCAAGCUUUCUCCCCAGGCUGACCCUAAAAGUGGCCCUUUACUGCUACUUUGUGCCCCUUCACUAAGGAAGGACCUAUCUUCCUAACUCUCCUAAAGGUUGUCCUCUUUCGAAAUAGAACUGGUUGUUGACGGAAAUCAAUUUCUGAUUCAUGGAAGAAUAGCUCUUUGGAGGAAGACGAGGGAUGUGGAAGUAUCUACAGGAGCUCUUGCAGCUCUUAUCCCUAUAACAAACGCCCAUUCCGGCAGUCCCCAUAAAAAUACAGGUCUAGAAAUACCCUUUUCAUUCUCCCCAUUACCUUGUUGGGACAAAUAGGUGAGGACGACCCCAUUUCACAAAGUAGGUAAUAGGGUUAAGGAGUUAAAUGAUCUGUCCAAUGUACUGGCCUUGAGCUCUGGUGUUCUCUCUGGGAGUCUGGGUUACAUAUUAAAUGCCCCGCCAGGACACUGCUGGGAAGCAGGGAGUGGUGAUGGUCCUAUGAGCUUUAAGGAGGGACGCAGAAAGGAGGCACUGUCACACAGCCUAUCAUACAAUACAGAUGGGAAGCAGCAGAUAAUUAACAAUGGACAACCAGAUAAAUCUGACAAACAUUGGGAUGCUGCUUUUACUCGGGACUGAUCACUAAAGGAUCCAGAAGGAGGAUCCCAGCCCUGGGGAUGCUGGUGCAGGUAUUCUGGGACUUGUUUGGCUUUGUCAGGUUCCAGAGUGGGCCAAUGGGUGGUCAGCAGGCGGCAUGGAUGCAGAGGUGAUUUCUUCUUGGGAGGCAGGGUAAACAAAGUCACAUAUAAUCACCUUUUCAAAUGUGGAGCCUAAGAGGAGGUAGCAGGGGGAAAACUACAACUCCCAGAAGCCUCUGCUCCUCAGCCAUGGAUGGUUGCCAUGGUUUCAGAAAACAAUAUGUCCGCUCCCAGCCGGGCAGGGAGUCUUGGAGUUAGGGAGAAGCGGAUUUCGGUGCCGGCAGUGGCGAGGGCGGAGGCGCUGGAGAGGUAGUUAAGGCUGGGGCUGGACUCUGCUCGGCUGGAACUGCCUGGCUUUGCCGAGGGCACCAAUGGCCGGCAACGUGGACGAGGAGGCGCUGCACCAGCUGUACCUGUGGGUAGACAACAUCCCUCUGUCCCGGCCCAAGCGAAAUCUCUCCCGGGACUUCAGUGACGGAGUCCUGGUUGCAGAAGUCAUCAAGUUUUACUUCCCCAAGAUGGUGGAGAUGCACAAUUAUGUCCCUGCCAACUCUCUCCAGCAGAAGCUCAGCAACUGGAGUCACCUGAACAGGAAAGUGCUGAACAAGCUGAACUUCUCAGUACCAGAGGAUGUGAUGCGCAAGAUCGCACAGUGCGCCCCAGGAGUGAUUGAAUUGGUGCUCAUUCCGCUGAGGCAGCGCCUGGAGGAGCGGCAGAGGCGCAGGAAACAGGGCUCUGGCUCCUUACAGGAGCUGGCUCCACAGGAUGGCACGGGCUACAUGGAUGUGGGUUUAUCCCAGAAGGCUGGAGGGGAAGGUCCCCCAGAUCCCCAGGGAAGGGGACAGCUCAGGAGAGGUCGGCUGCCAGCGCUCGGGCCUCCGGGGUAUAACCAGGUGCCUCACGGCGACCCAAGCUUCGUCCUCCAGAUCGCUGAAAGGGAGCAGGAGCUGUUGGCCUCGCAGGAGACCGUGCAGGUUCUGCAGAUGAAGGUGAGGCGCUUGGAGCACCUGCUCCAGCUCAAAAACGUGCGCAUCGACGACCUCUCCCGGCGGCUCCAGCAGGCGGAGCGUAAGCAGCGGAGAAUGGACCGCUUUCCAGAACCCAGAAGCCACGUGCAGAAAUCUGGCGUGUGCCCCAAAGCAGUACCGGACACCGGGGGCUCUGCCUUGGCGCUCCCUGUGCUGGGCCUUGAGAGGUGGCCCCCUGGCUCAGUUUACAACUCUAGAACCAGGUCCCCUCCCAGCUGUGAGGACAGCAAUGUCUCCAUCCAGGCUAGUUCUCUGUGUCCUGGGCCAUGGGGGAAGCUGCCCCAGGCAGCUGAAGGAGUCCCUUGCCUCUCCUGGGCACUCACCUGGGACCCAUCUGACGGCUGGAAAGCACAGCCGCUGGAAAGGAAGGGGUGAGGAGUGGGUUCAGCCAGGAGUGGGGAAGACACUGGCUGUGCCUAUACCAAUCACCCACCCUUCUCAUGGGGUACUGUUGAGAAUGGGGUAUAUGGACCAGUGCUGCCCCCAAUAAAAAAAGGUAUUGUGCUCGCUUUCCUGCCUUCUCUCUCCACUUCCAUCCCUGUGGGCAGCGGGGUAUUGCCCCACUCCUUGAGUGAAAGAGCCUUUUGGGCCCAGAGUGGGUCUUACCUUGUGGGUAGCUGGGUCCUAGAUGGCUACUGGUUGGUUGUUGAUGAUAUCACAGGAGUGAGGUCUUGUACACCUGACUUCUAACUCUGACCUUACUUAGACUGACCCCCCAAACCCACCCUCACAGUGUCCUCCAACUCUGUUCAAACCCAGGCUUCAGAUUUUCCCCUAAAUGUCACCACACACUCACCUUCAACUCCCAACCUUGCCCGUAGACUGAUCUCCAGUUCUAUGGAAUGAAGACAAGCUUGACUCCCAACCUUGACCAAGAUGCUAUAGCCAUGGUAUGACCCUAACUCUGAUCAUUUAUGGACUACCAGCAACAUUGAACAUUUGUAAAUCCUGAGCCCUCACAGUCCUGUUCCUAGGCAUAUACUGAGCAUGUACCUGGGGGAAACAUAAGCUCUGUAUUCUGUAUGUCUGGGACACAUGUAUAGCAAUGAUCGUAGCAAAAUGUUCUGUAAUAGCACAAGAACUGAAAAGAAUGUGUAUUUAUUAUCUAUUAAUGUGUAACAAAUUACCACAAAGUUAGUGGCUUAAAACAGCACAUAUUUAUUAUCUCAUAUUUUCUGUGGCUCCAGGGUCCAGGUAUUGCUUAGUUGGGUCCUCUGCUUCAGGGUUUCUCACAAGGCUGUAAUCAAAGUGUUGGCCAGAGCAAUAGUCUCAUCUGAAGGCUCGACUGGGGAAGUUCACCUGGAAGUUGUUGAAAGAGUUGUUUCUUGUGGGCUGUUGGACCGAAGUCUUCAGUUUUUUUGCUGAGUGUUGGCUAGUGGCUGCCCUUACUUCCUUGCCACAUGGCCAUCUCCAGUAGCCAGCUUACUUCUUCAAAGCCAGACAGGGAUAGAGUUAACAGAAUCUGCUAGCAAGAUGGAAGUUACACUCUUAUCUGAUGUAAUCACAGAAGUGACAUCCAACGUAUUUGUCAUUCUACUUAUGAGAAGUCGUACUUACUUCUCUAUGUGAGUCCAGCCCACAUUCAAGGGGAGAGGAACACAUGGGUGUGAAUAUCAGGAGGUAGAGAUCAUUGGGAACCAUUUUAGAAGCUGGCUACAAGGAGGAAAAUGCAAAGAGGGAUAAAAUCUAGAAUAACAAUUACUUCUGAGAGAAAGCAGAGGGCAGAGAUGCAAGAAAUGUUAUUUGUAAUAUGUUAGUUUUUAGGGCAGGUGAUGGGUAUAUAGGUUUUCAUAAGGACUGUUUAUAGACAAGUGGGAAAAGAAUGUCAUGAACCAAGGAUUAUGUGGAGUCAAAUUUUGUUUACCUGAAUUCCUAAACUAAUAAAGUAAAAAUAAAAAUUGAUGACUACUCCUGA
Molecule: messenger RNA, 4921 nt
Organism: Pteropus alecto (black flying fox)
Lineage: Eukaryota; Metazoa; Chordata; Mammalia; Chiroptera; Pteropodidae
Gene: SPEF1
Product: sperm flagellar 1
Exons: 8
Coding region: 2350-3381 (343 amino acids)
Biological process (GO): regulation of cytoskeleton organization
Cellular component (GO): axoneme
Molecular function (GO): microtubule binding
Source: RefSeq, a predicted model, not a curated record